Molecule: messenger RNA, 3315 nt
Organism: Toxoplasma gondii ME49
Lineage: Eukaryota; Apicomplexa; Conoidasida; Eucoccidiorida; Sarcocystidae
Exons: 1
Coding region: 1-3315 (1104 amino acids)
Source: RefSeq, a predicted model, not a curated record
AUGUUUUCCUCACAGAAGGAACCAACUCGGAGGAGGAGACCUGGCCUCCGUAGCAGUUCACUGAAUGCUUUUUUCUGUCGUUCCAUUCUCCCCCUUUCGGCGCAGUUCAUGUGCCUUCACUUCUGCCUUGUCGCUUCUGUUUCGUUCGUCGACACACAUGCGCUCGCCUAUCCUGCAGCGCCACUCUCAAGCUUCACACCCUCACGUCGGAGUGCUCGUUCUUGGGACUCUGGAAAGCCAGAAAAAGACCAAUGGUUCUUUUAUCCAUUGUUCGCUUGCACUUCCUGUGAGUUCCGUCGAAAACAGGCACCUUCUUCGUCUCGCUGUUCUUCUGCAUCCCCCGCAUUUCUUCAGUCGUUGACGCUUCCCGUGUCUUCGCUCUCGGCUCCUCGUCCAGCCGCACUGCGUGCAGUUGGAAUCUCUUCGUCUUUUGCUUCUGCUUGGUUUCUGAGCGAAUCUCUCUGUUCCACAAAUCGUGUCUUCUCGGCCCGUUCUCCCCACUCCUCCCUGCCUUUUCCUCUCGCCUGCGACGCCAAUCAAGAAUCCAAGAGUGUUCCCAAGCUGAGGUCGAAGAGAGACCAGGGACAGGGAAACCGUCUCAUCACGUCCGUAGGUCUUCCUUCACGAUGGGCGUCUCCGCUCUUCUUGUCUGCGCCUCAUCCAACCUUGGGGGUCAAUGCAUUCCGACGCCUUUCGUUUCCCUCUACUCUAUCGUCGUCCUCCUGUUCUGCAGCGUCUUCUUCUGUCUCCGCUUCUGCUUCUUCCCCUUCUUCCUCGUCUUCUCCUUCUCCAUCUGCUGAUGGUGGCUGGUGCAUGUUUCCACGUUGGCUACUGGGAGACUGGACUUUGCGGAUUUUGUGGCCUUCGGCUUCAUCUCAACAGUCUCGUUUUCCGUUUUGGGAUCCCUUUGCUUCCCUCGCCUCUCCGCCGUGUCUCCGCCCUCUUUUUCCAAACAAGCCUGGUGACGACACACUUGCAAACGAAGAGGAGGCCAGCCUGUGCGCGGACCCGGAGAGAGGAGACCCCAGCAGGAGUGGAGAAAACUGGCUAGACGGCGAGAGGAGACCGGAGAGGAAAGCUCACAUCCAAGGAGGAGCAUGCGCUGCUUCAGACGCUCGUCGAGCAGGCGAUGUGGAAGUCCUCAAAAACCUGCGAGCGUCUUUGACGUCUUCGUCUGAUUUGCCCUCUUUCCAAUUUCCGAGACAGCAAAGAGCCAGUGACGCUGCUGGUGCCUCGCCGGUCUCUCUCUCCAACUUCCGAUGGUUAACUGCAGUCCAGAGAAGUGCAAUUUUGCGGGCAUCGUCUCUGCGCUUCAGGAUUCGACUUCUCCCCGCCGGAAGACUCGCUCUCCUCGGUGGUGGCCACAGAGGCAGCCAAGACGACGUUCCUGCGGAACGCAGCCGUGCAGGUGAAGGCGGCGAAGCAGCCAGGAGAGUGGACGAAAGGGACGCGGAACCAAGAGAGGGAGAAGAAAGAAAACUGGAAGGGAGAAAAGGAGAAGGGCCAGAAACCGACAGUGAGGAUGCUGCACCGAGGGGCCAGCCAACAGACAUCACGAGUGUGCCGCGUUGUUUACACAUGGUGAGGGGGAAGGCGUCCGGAACGGUCUCGGCACACGUGGAAAACGCAUACAAAGACGCUUGUCUCUUCUUUGCCGAGACGAAUGAGAACUCCCGAGAAGCAGAACAAGACGGAACAACCGCGGCGAACCCCGGACUCUGUUUAGAGCCGCUUUACUGGAGGUACACGCCUGCGACGAGGCGCCUCGUCGUCGAGCUUGCUCUCCUUCCUCACCUCCUUGUCUUGCGUUUUUCUUGUGGGAUUACGUGGGGAAACGCGCUUUCCAGCGCGGACAUUGCUCGAGCUUGUCGCGCAAGUGUGUCAACCGCGCGAACCAUCUUCGCUUCUCGCGUGCCUCACGGCUUCGCGAGGCUCAUCGAUGAAGAGGCCAAGACGCGGAAGGAAAGAGAGGAGGCGUCUUCAGAGAGACCCGCACCCGAGAGUCUCGACGAGAGGGAGAGCUUGCUGCUCGCUGCGGCACUCGCGGGUGGCGUUCGAGGUCGAGGCAUCGUCUCAGUGAGGAGUCUGCUCUGCGAUGAGGGUCGCGACGGGAAGAAGGUGGAACGCCAGGACGCGCCUGAGAGGUUUCAGGACGCGGAAGAUGUCGGUGCAGUCUUCGCGACGUCGCCAGGAUCAGAACGGGGGGACACCCAGGGUCGGGAACAGGAAGGAGCCCGGUUCCAUCGAGGGAUGCUGACGUUAGAAAUGCUGCGUGCAUGCGCGCCGUCAAAACGCGCUCCGCCCCGCUGGUCCGUCGCCUCCAUUCCUUUGGGCGAGGCGUACAUCCAGCUGAAGAAGCCUGUGAGCGGCAGCGCGAUUGUACGCAGUCGGCUUUCUCUGCUUCCGAGGCGUGGAGUUCUUCGUCUGCGCACAGGGGCCGAGCGCCACGCGUUUCUGCAAGAGUUUCGGCUUCUUCAACAGGUCCAGAAAUCCUUUCUCGAGAGGCAGGUGAAGCAGAACUCGCCGGAGGCGGCGGUGCGCGAGAGCGCUAGGAGGCUGGGAGACACCAACGGAGAGCGUGAAAGAAGUGAGAGAACGCAGGAAGGGCAGAAAAACGAGUCGUCGGGACCAGGCUUGACGGAGAGAAUCUCCGAAGUGGAGAGAGAUCGGGAGGCGUGGUGGCAGCACAAGUCCGGUAGGCGCGUUCAGGCUUUGGGCGAGAAAGCCGGAGAAAUCCAAGAGACGAAGGGAUACGAACACGGUCGUCACGACACUGCCGCCAAGGCAUGUGAGGCUGUUCACCACCAGGAACUCCCGGAAGAAGCCGUCGGCGGAUUAAUCCGCACAGGGACUGAAGAAAACAUAGGAAACGCCGUCGAGAGCACAACUAGCGAGAGGGAAUUGCAGAGACUCUUUGAGGAGCGCGCACAGAGCUUCGGUUCUCUGCUUCGAUCCCGGGGGAAGAAACGUCGAACGCGACGACCGGCUCCCAGAGAAUGCGUCAUUCCUGUGGUGGCACUUGCAAUAAACGCAAAAAUUAUAGGGUGGACGUUGCCACUUCCAUCCCUCGCUUCAGCAUCGUGCGGCUCUCUUCACAUUACAGAAAAAGGAAAACGUAGGGAGAACCCAGAGGGCACAAGGUGUGUGGAGGAUUCUGAGGCAAAGAAAGCGAUCGCUGCAGCGCAGCUGCACUGGCGCGUCUGUCGAAGACUCAGCCGUCCAGAUUACAAAGUCGAACAUGUGGUGUAUGUGCCGUCCAGCAGGCUUGUGAACUUCGUUGUCAAGCGUGACAAGGAGGAGCACCAAUCGUCGUAA